CUUCAGUCUCCUUCAUGCGGCCGCCGCCGAUCCCCACAGAAGCUUUCAAUUAUCCCUCACCGGCAGAGUCUCGUCGAUCGGAACCUCUCCCCGGAAUCCCAGUCGCCGGCACACGACGACGACGACAAAGAUCCACGUGUCAAGUAGCGGCGGCAACGACCAGGCCGCCGUCCCGCCGCCGCCCAACAUUCCUUCCAAGAAUACUGGCUCCCGGAAUGCUUGGUUGGUGGGAGUGGUGCUGUCGAUCGCUAUACCGUCGUGCCGGAGCAAACUUUUGUCGCUCAAGGGACUCAAGGAUAAGUUCAACGCGACGGUGGGGACGGUGGAGAUCAUAACCCACGUCGUGGAAGAAGUUGCGGAGGAGGUGGAGAGGGUGGCCGACGAGAUAGGCAACACCUUGCCGGACGGUCCUCUGAGAAAUGUGACCGACUUCAUUGAAGUGGCGGCGGAUCGGACGGAGAAGGCGGCCGAAUUCGCCGGCGAAGUCAUUGACAAGGUACAAGCCAUGGAAGAAGAGGUCUCAUCCUACAUUGAGUCUACAAUUCUUCCUCGUCGUCAAUCAACUAGUAAAACAGCGGAAGCUCGCGAAACCCCUCAGGGCAAUGAAAAAUUAGCCUAAAUGUACUUAAUUCUGUCUCCAGUAUAUGCUCAUGUCAUGUGUUUCUGUUUAUUUUACUAAAUUAAUAAAUAGCAAGAACGAG
Molecule: messenger RNA, 701 nt
Organism: Linum tenue
Lineage: Eukaryota; Viridiplantae; Streptophyta; Magnoliopsida; Malpighiales; Linaceae
Source: the annotation of a GenBank genome assembly